Hirsutella rhossiliensis is the source of this 972-nucleotide messenger RNA. RefSeq lists its product as uncharacterized. The record is from RefSeq and is a predicted model, not a curated record. The coding region runs from base 1 to 972 and encodes 323 amino acids. Lineage: Eukaryota; Fungi; Ascomycota; Sordariomycetes; Hypocreales; Ophiocordycipitaceae. The transcript has a single exon. Gene Ontology annotation, cellular component: nucleus.
AUGCCGCAGGAUUCCAACUUGUACGGCCAGCGGCCAGCCAAGAAGCAGAUACGAGGCAAAAUCAUGUCAACUUCCAUGGACUUUGCCGCCCAACUAACAUCGCUUCUCUCAAUUGCAGCCACGCAGGACCCGACGUCGCGACCUCGGCCCUCCAAGGGGUCCAAGGGGUCCAAGCAGGACAUUUUCCGCAGCAGCAGACCCGCAAAUUCGCAAGGCGCCGGCUCCAAGCUGGUGCUCAGAGACGUGGCGGGAACGGAGGAGGAGGCGCAGGAGCUCGCCCGCGCGAGGCGGAAGAUGAAGAACAAGGCCCGGCUUUACGCUGCCAUGAAACGCGGCGAUUACGUGCCCAAGGAAAACGAAGUAGAGCCGCUGGUCGACUUUGAUCGGAAAUGGGCCGAGGGCAAAGAGGGCGCCCUCUCGGCCUCGGACAGCAGCUCCGACGAGGACGACGGCGACAACGAUAAGGAGGUGAUUGAGUGGGAUGACGAGUUUGGCCGGCGGCGACAGGGCACCAGGGCCGACAAGGAGAAGAUGGAGCGGAGGGCGCGCCGAGCCCUGCUGGGAGCCGAGGAGCUGGAACUCAUGUCAGCGCGGCCCUCGGCGCCGGGCAAUCUCAUCUACGGAAACACUAUCCAGUCCAUGGCCUUCAAACCCGAGGCUCCGGAGCAGAUGGAGGCGCUGGCGCGUAAGCGCGACCGAAGCGAGACGCCGCCGGCACCGACCCACUACGACCCCGACGCGGAGAUUCGGGACAGAGGCGUGGGCUUCUUCAAGUUCAGCAAGGUCGAGGAGGAGCGGGUUGCGCAGAUGAAGUCGCUCCAGGAGGAAAGGGAGCGGACGGUGCGGGCGCUCAAGGCGCGCGAGGAGGAAAAGCAGUUGCGCAAGCGGCAGAUUGAGCAGCGCCGGAGAGAAAUGGGGGCGCGGCGAGCGCGGCACCAGGCAGACAGCUUUCUGGACGGGCUGACGGAGUAG